AUGGCUGCCGCAAUUCAACAACAAGAACCUCAUAAAACAGGUUUCCUUGAUCUCCCAGUCGAGAUCCGCCUGGAAAUCUACGACCAGCUCCUCAUCACAGCUCCCUACACAAGAUGCGGUCGUCCAUGUCCAGAGCAAAAGGUCCAUGCCUCUCUCCUCCGCACCAACCGCCAAAUACACGACGAGGCCACAGAUCUCCUUUACGGGUCCAACACUUUCCUCUCUCAUCCUACACUUCUUACAUCCUUCCCCCGUCUAAGAAACUGGUACGGCCCCGUCAAGGAGUCCUCCAUCAUCCCCAGCAUCCGUCGCUUCCACACCCAGGUCCGCCUCGAUGUCGAUCUCCCGUAUGACGCAGACGCAGUGACAAAAGCCUACAGCGGUCUCGACGAGUUGACCAUCGACGUGGUUCAGUCCAUGUUUCUCGGAGUGGGAUACCGCAAUCUACGCAUGUUUGAGGGCGUCCGGGGUGUAAAGAAGGUUACUGUUACCGGCAGCACAACUGGCUUCGAGGAUUAUGUCGAGUGGCUCAAGAUGGCCAUGACGAGUGAACCCGACGCCAAGGUGCCCGAAUACGUGCCUCAACAACAAGCCGGCUGGAUCCAGCGCUUAGCCACUGUGCACUACUAA
This is a messenger RNA of Fusarium coffeatum, 630 nucleotides long. RefSeq lists its product as uncharacterized. The transcript has a single exon. The coding region runs from base 1 to 630 and encodes 209 amino acids. Lineage: Eukaryota; Fungi; Ascomycota; Sordariomycetes; Hypocreales; Nectriaceae. The record is from RefSeq and is a predicted model, not a curated record.